AUGGCUAAUAUUCAAGAUGAACCAAAAUUGAAUGGUGUAGUUGAAGAAAAGUCUUUGAUUAGUAGUGGGAUAGUAGCGACUUUGGCCCUUUUUACAAUACAAAGUUUUUCAAUUAAAUCAAAUAAAGAACAACUUGAAAAAGAACGUAUUCAGAGAGAAUGA
Molecule: messenger RNA, 162 nt
Organism: Funneliformis mosseae
Lineage: Eukaryota; Fungi; Glomeromycota; Glomeromycetes; Glomerales; Glomeraceae
Source: the annotation of a GenBank genome assembly